CGUGUUCUGUCCCACCAAUAAUUCAGUAUAAACUCAGCUAAACAAGUCUUCUGCAAGAAAUAAUUCUCCCAUCAAUAAUAGAAUCGAUCAAAGAAGACAGCUUUUGAAAUAUGGCAGCUUAUGCAGCUCUAGUUUCUCUUAUGAACACCAUCGCUAUGGAGCAGACCCCGCGAAAUCACCGUGGCCGUCUGAUCUCCAUCGAAAAGGGAGGAUUGAUCGAGGCUCUCCAAGAAAGGGCUGAUUUCUUGGUGGAAUUUCUCGAGAGUGGGAGUAAGGGAGCCGAGCAUUUGGAGGAGCGUAUUGUCGAUGCAGCCUAUGCAGCCGAAGAUGCCAUCGACUCCUACAUGAUGGAUCGCGUUCUUCCCAGCGACAAUUUUCAAGAAGAGAAUGGAUUGGCAAUCUUAUACGAAGAUCUGCAAAAAAUAACACAAGAAAUGGAUUGUAUCAAGAAUGAGAUGAAGCAGAUUGAAGAGGAGAGUUCCGAGCAUGGUGGUUCAUCAAGUGCUCCUAACAGACAGAAGGGCGAAGCCGAAGAUCUGCAUCGCACCAUGUUUACGGCUUCAUCAAGUGCUCCACGCAACGAGACGAGCAAAAUGGUGGGAUUUGAGGAUGAAAGAGCUCGAGUCAUGGUCAUGCUUACAUCAUUCGAUUUGAAGCCUUCCCGGGCUGUAGUCCCUAUAGUUGGGAUGGGCGGGGCAGGUAAGACUACACUUGCGAGAAACAUCUUCGAUGAUCAGAUAAUUGUAGAACAUUUUGAUGUUCGUGCGUGGGUUACGGUGUCUCAAGAGUAUAAUGUCGAAGAAGUUCUUAAAGAAGUACUUUCGACUCUAAAAACCCAAGGGGAUGAUGAAAGUUUAGGAGAAAAAGUGCACAAGAGUUUGUUCGGUAGAAGAUAUUUAAUGGUGUUCGAUGAUAUAUGGAGUAUUGAUAUUUGGAAUCGUAUACAACGAUUCUUCCCGGAUUGUUGUGAUGGAAGUCGAAUUCUGGUGACUUCUAGGCUUUCUAAUGUUGCGGAAGAGCUAAGCACUAGUAGAGUUGAGAUGAAGUAUCUAGAUGCGGACAAUAGUUGGAAUUUACUUCGGCAAAAAGUAUUUGGCGAAAGUAGUUGUCCGGUUGAAUUAUUAGAUGUUGGAAAGAAGAUUGCUCGAAAUUGCCGAGGACUUCCUCUAGCUAUUGUUGUUGUUGGAGGGCUCCUCGCAAAGGGUGAUCAAACAAUAGAACAUUGGGCGCAUGUUGCCGAACAAUCUACCUCAGCCGCAUAUAUAGAUGACAGCGAACAUUGCUCAAAAAUACUUUCUUUGAGCUACAACCACUUGCCUGUUCAUCUCAAACCGUGUUUUCUUUACAUGGGAGUAUUUCCAGAAGACUACGAAAUUCGUGUGUCUAAACUCAUAAAUGUUUGGAUCGCAGAGGGAUUUAUGAAACCACGUAAUGGCUAUAUGCUAGAAGAAAUAGCUGAGCUUUGCUUGUUGGAUCUUAUCGAAAGGAAUCUUAUUAUACUUCGCGAAUGGGGAUCGACUGGGAACUUAAAGUUGUGCGCAAUCCAUGAUGUCUUGAGGGAACUCAGCUUGCGGGAAGCUCAAAAGGAGAGCUUCCUUUGUGUUGUAACAGCAAAUCGCUCUGACAACAUUCCAUCGAACAUGAAGCGUCAGCGUCGUAUUGCUCUUAGAGUAAACAAGAAAAAAUAUCCUCGGAAUAUCAAGUCCUUGCUAUCUACAUCACGUCCCCGCUCUCUCAUUGUAAGAAACUAUAAGGUAUUGUCGAAGAUUUUUAGAUCCGAUGCUUUUGUGUCCGUGCAUAGUGAACAAUUCGAGCUUUCGCUCAAGCUAAGAAAGAAGGUGGAUUUGUCAACAAUUUUGAGAUCCCAUAUGUUUGGAUUGUUGAGAACAAUCUUUGUGAUCGAUGACGAAUACAUGAAAUAUACGAGAAAGCAUACAUCUCCCUGGGAUAUUUUGUUAGCUCUUGUCAAUUUACGUUACCUUGAUUGUAUAGCUGAUCAAGGUAUCAAUGGAGGAUUGGCUUAUGUUAUGCAUCAAAUGAGGAAUCUAAAAAUUCUUAUUUUUAAGAGUUCUUGUAAUAAAAUAAAUGCGCCAUCCGUAAUUUGGAAUUUCCCUCAGCUUCAUCAUGUACAGAUUGCCAAAAUUUCUCCCCCAAUACAUCUGCACCGCGAAGAACAGAAACAACAUUGUUGUAUAGUCCUCAAAAACUUGAGAACGCUAAAGGGAUUGGUGGACUUCAAAUUCGACGAAGGUGUUGUGAAGAAAAUCCGCGAUCUAAAGAAAAUGAUUGUCACUUACAAUGCUCAAAAUGUGGAGUCAUCAUCUCAGUACAGUCUCCAUAAUCUUGGUCGUUUACAGAAGCUCGAAUCAUUCAAAUGCUCUUUCAAAGGAGCAAUGAAGAAUAUAAAUACUCUGUAUAAGAGUGUAUCCUUCCCGCAUUCCCUUACAAAGUUGUCUUUAUAUCGCUGCGGAUUUUGGGAUGAUGUUAGCGCGAUCGGUUCAUUACCAAAUCUCGAAGUUCUGAAGUUGAAAAAUUGUUACUUCCAUGGCGCCGAGUGGAAUCCUGUCGAGGGGGAAUUUAUCAGCUUGGACACCUUGUACAUGGAACUGGUUAAUAUAAAAAACUGGAAUGCCAACAGCACUCAUUUCCCGCGCCUCAAACUACUUGAGCUUUAUCGGUUAACAGAGUUGAAUGAAAUACCUCUCGACAUUGGAGAAAUCGCGACACUAAGGUUUUUAGGGGUGUGGCAUUGCUCCAAGUCAGCCAUUGUUUCGGCUCGGAACAUAUUAGAGGAGCAGGAGAGCCUCGGCAAUGAUGGGCUGGUCGUUAGAAUUGCUGGUUACGGCCUAUAAUCUCCAAAAUAUAGCAUUGCACGCUGAGCUGUUGUUGCGAUAUAUAUCGCUCUGUGAGUGUGGUUUCGAAUAACUCGCACUUAUUGUCUAGUUGGUAAUUAGCUUAUAUAUGUGUGCCCGCGUGCAUAGUAUGUAUCCUUGUUGAAGCUUAUUUCAGCUUGUGUUUGCCUUUUCUUGAGUGAUUAUUAGUUGUGCUUUAUGUAUCUAUGUUGAUAUAUUUUGAAUCUAGUUUGCCACUUCAUUGAGUUUUCACGGGCUAAGCCCGUCUGAUGUUAUUGAGCUGAGCUCGUCUGAUGUAUUCUCUUAAUAGACUUAGAGAUAUGAAAUAUGUAAUCUGUAACGUAGCCGUCCUCAAUAAAUAUAUUCUCUAUUUCUGCCAAUGGACGUAGCCAAUAUGUUGUUAGUGAACCACGUAAAUAUGUAUCUUCUUUAAAUUUUGUUUGUUAUUCGAUUAUUAAUCUUAAUCCGUUACAACAAUCUAUAAGGUUAGAUGGAUUCAGAUUUGAAGGUAGAAUUUGAACUAUCUUGGUUUUGAAAUACUUUAGGAUUUUAAAUUUAUUGUUUGGCAUAUAGAAAUAUUUAGAAUAACUUAGUACUAUUAAAUAGUUGCUUAAAUUUUGAAAGGGUUGGAUUCAAAAUAUAUUGUAUUGUCAAAUUAUUUUAGUCGAAGAAUAGAUCUUACAGACACUAGUCGUAUUUGUUUCCAAACUCUUACUUUUUAUGAUGUAUCUUUGACGCGGCCGUCCAAGCUCAGAAACACGAUUAUUGAAGAUGGAUGUGCUAGACAUUACAAUUCCUUUUUAUCCGACUCAAAGGUCACCCAACCGAGUCAUCCCGAGGCCAGGAUCACAAGAGUCGGGACUUCAAGACUAAGACAACAAAUAAUUAUAGAAGAAUCUCAAAGUUACCUAAUUAUAUAUUACCUUUUAUUAUAAGUUUUCAUAUAGUAUUAUUUCAUAUCUAGAACUUUCGUUAUUAUUUGUUUCCUUAUAGUUAGACUUACCUUUUAUUUGUUUCCUUUUAUUUUCCUCAAGGAUCUCCAAGGUCUUUGUCUAUCAUUGUAAUAGGAAGAGUGAAUUUUGAAUGAAAUUUCUCUAUUGUUCCGUCUCAAUAUUUGU
This is a messenger RNA of Andrographis paniculata, 3970 nucleotides long. RefSeq names its product putative late blight resistance protein homolog R1B-16. Bases 111 to 2852 code for a protein of 913 amino acids. The transcript is spliced from 2 exons. Gene Ontology annotation, molecular function: ADP binding. Lineage: Eukaryota; Viridiplantae; Streptophyta; Magnoliopsida; Lamiales; Acanthaceae. The record is from RefSeq and is a predicted model, not a curated record. Gene Ontology annotation, biological process: defense response to other organism.